AUCCGGGCAGGAGUUUGUAAAUAGGAAGCCUUUCGUUCGAGAAAAUCCCUCCGUUCGGCAGACAGUAAUUGUUGGUGGUGUUUUCAGAUGUACAAACGUUUGUGAUGUUUCGCGUACUUCGGGCGGUGAACUAUCAGCGAAGUGUGCUGGCGGCGAUCCGGAUUCCAUUACAAUCCGGCGUACGUACGGUUCAGAGCACCAGCCAAGGCGGUCACAGGGAGCAGGAGGACAGGAGCGGUCGGUACGAUGGAUAUUCGAUUGGAUUGGCGGUAGCGCUGGUGGGACUGUUUGGACUAUCGCAAACACGAAACCGGGAGGGAACCCGGGCCAGCUGGUGCGAUUUGGUGCCGGCGGUGUUCGCCCGCACGAGUGCGAGCAACGCCGGGAGUAGGCGGAAGGAAUUUAACUUCAUCGCCGAUGCCGUGGAGCUGUCCGCACCGGCCGUUGUCUACAUUGAGAUACGCGACCGGCAGCAUGUGGACUUUUUCACCCGCGAACCGCUGACCGUCUCGAACGGGUCCGGGUUUAUCAUCGACUCGAACGGGCUGAUCCUCACGAACGCGCACGUCGUCAUCAGCAAGCCGCACACGAUGGUCACCGUGCGGCUGCCGGACGGACGUACCUUCCCCGGCACGGUCGAGCACGUCGAUCCGGCGUCCGAUCUGGCUACCGUGCACAUCCAGUGCAGCAACCUGCCCACGCUAAAGCUCGGCAACUCGAGCGAUCUGCGGCCGGGCGAGUGGGUGGUCGCGCUCGGCAGCCCGCUAGCGCUGAACAACACGGUCACGGCGGGUGUGGUCAGCUCGACGCACCGGGCCUCGCAGGAGCUGGGUCUGCGGGGCAAGGACAUCAACUACAUCCAAACCGAUGCCGCCAUCACGUUCGGCAACUCGGGCGGCCCGCUGGUCAACCUCGACGGGGAAGCGAUCGGCAUCAACAGCAUGAAGGUGACGCCCGGCAUCAGCUUCGCCAUACCGAUCGACCACGCGAAGGAGUUCCUGGGCAAAAUUAGGGAUCGCCCGUCCGGUCGGCGCGCUUCCAUCGAUGGGCCCCCGUUCCGGCGCUACCUCGGCAUCACGAUGCUUUCGCUCACGCCGGACAUCCUGCGCGAGCUGCAGCAGCGCAGCCACAACUUCCCCACCGAAGUGCGGGGCGGGGUGCUCGUGUGGAAAGUGAUCCAGGGGUCGCCGGCGCACGUUGGCGGCCUGCAGCCGGGAGAUAUUAUCACGCACAUCAACGGCAAGGAUGUGAAGACCAGCUCGGACGUGUACGACGUCCUGCAGGGAACCACGAAAUCGCUCACCAUCUCGAUCCACCGCGGACAGCAGCUGACCACCGUGAAAGUAGUCCCGGAAGACGCGUCGGAGUAGAGGGCAAUUGUUUGCUUGUGAUUUGGAUACCUUUUGCCCCCGUGUGUACGUGUGUAUGUGUGCGCGCGCGAUCGGAUCGUUUGUUAGCAAAUCCUUCGUGGUGCGUUUUGCGUAUAGAUUUUAUUUAAUUGCAUUAAAAACGAAUACUGCCUCUA
Anopheles coustani is the source of this 1525-nucleotide messenger RNA. RefSeq names its product serine protease HTRA2, mitochondrial (gene HtrA2). The transcript has 2 exons. Gene Ontology annotation, biological process: positive regulation of apoptotic process; proteolysis; programmed cell death. Gene Ontology annotation, molecular function: protein binding; serine-type endopeptidase activity. The record is from RefSeq and is a predicted model, not a curated record. Bases 105 to 1370 code for a protein of 421 amino acids. NCBI's taxonomy places the organism in Eukaryota, Metazoa, Arthropoda, Insecta, Diptera, Culicidae.